Medioppia subpectinata is the source of this 1017-nucleotide messenger RNA. NCBI's taxonomy places the organism in Eukaryota, Metazoa, Arthropoda, Arachnida, Sarcoptiformes, Oppiidae. The record is from the annotation of a GenBank genome assembly.
AUGAAGAACGAGGAACUGUUCGCUUUGGCCAAAUCCAAGAAGUUGUUUGCGAUGGAAGCACUAUGGUCACGAUUUCUACCCUCGUACGAGUUCGCCUUCCAAGAGCUGGCAAAGGGCACAAUCGGUGAUGUCCUACACGUGACGGCAAACCUGGGCUUUCCCAACGCCGAUGUCAUACGUGUGGCGACCAAAGAGUUGGGCGGCGGGACUGUACUCGACGUCGGCGUCUAUGCCAUCAAUAUUGUGGAGCAGGUGUUCGGCGGAGAAGUGCCCGAAAAGGUUGAGGCCGUCGGACAUCUCAACAAAAACGGUGUCGACUUUGACUUCGCGGCCGCUCUUCAGUAUAAGAACCAGAAGACGGCAUCCAUUUCCUGCCACUCUAUGCUUACCCUCGAGAAUGAGGCCACUAUUGUUGGCACUAAGGGUAUUAUCAAGGGCACAAUCGGUGAUGUCCUACACGUGACGGCAAACCUCGGCUUUCCCAACGCCGAUGUCAUACGUGUGGCGACCAAAGAGUUGGGCGGCGGGACUGUACUCGACGUCGGCGUCUAUGCCAUCAAUAUUGUGGAGCAGGUGUUCGGCGGAGAAGUGCCCGAAAAGGUUGAGGCGAUCGGACAUCUCAACAAAAACGGUGUCGACUUUGACUUCGCGGCCGCUCUUCAGUACAAGAACCAGAAGACGGCAUCCAUUUCCUGCCACUCUAUGCUUACCCUCGAGAAUGAGGCCACUAUUGUUGGCACUAAGGGUAUCAUCAAGUUGGGCGCCAACUUUCACGCGUGUCAGAAGGUGUAUGUGAACGAUGCGGUACAUGAGUUCGCAUUCCCGGACCCAAUAGUGCCCACAGUGUACGGCAGUACAGGCCUGUGCUAUGAGGCGAAUGAAGUGCGAAAGUGCCUCAAAGCGGGUCAAUUGGAGAGCAGUGUUAUGUCACGCGAGGCGUCGCUUACUAUUAGCCGCAUUCAGGACGCGAUCCGCAAACAAAUCGGUGUCGUCUAUGACGUCGACCCACCCCUACAA